CCCUAACAAACCCAGUGAACCCCACCACAUAAAAAGAUUGCAACUCUCACUUUGAUUUCAACAAAAGAAAAAAGAAACGACUUCGUUUUGGAACUUUAACCCAAUGGAGAAUCGGACCCGGGUUCGGUGCCCGGAGAACCAGGAGCUAGUGUCUUACAUGUGGAACAAGUGGAAGGAAAUGGCGCAGCAACCAAAAGGGAUUUCUGAUAACAUCGAAAUGACCCUUUCUAAGGCACAUUUCAAUGUCUGUAACUCUACAAACCCAAUUCGAACCAUCAAAGAUUUCUCUCGCGUUAAGGGUGUGGGGAAAAUGAUUUUGAGGCUCAUGCAGGGUUUUUUUGGAACCGGUUCUGGGGAUUCUGAACCAGAAGAAGACUUGACCAAAAAGGGUAUGACUGGAAAGAAAUCUAAAGUAACCAAGCGCUAUAUGCCUCAGAGGAACUCUGUGGCAUAUGCAUUAUUGAUAACCCUUUACAGGGGAACUUCAAAUGGGAAUGAAUUUAUGCGUAAACAGGAACUUAUUGAUGCUGCUGAAGCUAGUGGGCUAUCUCGAGCGCCAAUUGCACCAGAAAAAGGCAAAGGAAAACCUGGACAUUUUGGAAGUUCUCCACAGGAUUGGUAUAGUGGAUGGAGCUGCAUGAAGACAUUGAUAGCUAAGGGAUUAGUUGUUAAAUCAAGUUGUCCAGCAAAGUACAUGCUAACUCAAGAAGGUAAGGAAGCUGCAUGUGACUGUCUCACAAGAUCUGGAAUGGCCGAAUAUCCAGAGAAGUCGGCUUCUGUUGAAAUUCCUUUGUAUACGGACAAACAAAACUCAUUAGAUAUGGAACUCAAUGGUCAUGAGUUCGAAUCAGAAGUGAUGUCGCCAUUAACCCAGCAAAAGAAGCCAGUGGAUAUUCCUCUUGAUUCCCUUGAGAGGUUUACACACAUGGGUUACUCCAAGGAACAAAUUGUUAAUGCAUUUACUGAAGUUUCCAGAAGCCAUCCAAAUAAAGAUGUCUCAUCUCUGUGGCUGGCUGUUUUAUGCCAUCUUCGAGAGGAGCAAGUCUAUGGUUCACAGCCAGAAUCUCAAAUUAUUACAAAUGAUUGCCACAUGACAAGUGCUAAUACUGUUGUAAAUGGUUGCAAAGACUUCAUUGGAAAUGAGAGCAGAACUGUGAGUUCAUCCUGCGGUGGGCAUUUGCCAAACUUCUGUUCUCCUGAUAUUCCACAUUUUCUUUUGAGAGCUUGCUCAUCAAGUGACCAGCCCAUGCAAAAGCCAAACAAGGAUAAGCUUGAAUCAACGAUGACCAUUUUAAGUGUGCCACCGUUGAGCUUGGGGGAGAGAUUUGAGGAUGCUUACGAAGUAAUUUUAAUAUUGGAUGAUCGGGAGCAUUUUGCCACUCAGGGCUCACGAUCCAGGAAGAUUAUUGACAAUAUCUGCAGCCAAUUCAAAAUCCAUAUAGAGGUUCGGCGAUUGCCAGUUGGAGAUGGGAUUUGGAUUGCACGCCAUAAAACUCUUGACAGUGAAUAUGUAUUGGAUUUUAUUGUUGAGAGGAAGAAAAUUGGUGAUUUAUGCAGUUCAAUCAGGGAUAACCGCUAUAAGGAUCAGAAAUUAAGACUUCUGAGAUGUGGGCUGAAGAAGCUGAUAUAUCUUGUGGAAGGUGACGCAAAUUCUUCUGAAGCUGCUGAAAGCAUAAAAACUGCCUGUUUUACAACAGAGAUUCUGGAGGGAUUUGAUGUGCAGAGAACAAGUGGCUUGGGUGAUACCCUAAGAAAGUAUGGUUAUCUUACCCAAGCAAUUUCUCAAUAUUACAAGUCAGGAAAUUUUGAUGACAAUGUCAAAUAUCCCAUAUGUCCUCCUUACGAUGAAUUUAUUAGAAGGUGUCAAGACCUUGAAAAAAUGACAGUUAGUGAUGUAUUUGCCAUCCAGCUUAUGCAGGUCCCACAGGUUACAGAGGAGGUUGCCAUGGCUGUGUUGGAUUUGCACCCCACACUUUUGUCUCUCGCGCAUGCCUACUCGGUACUUGAUGGUGAUGCUCGAGCCCAGGAGGAGAUGCUUCGAAGACAGAGUAACAAUGUGAUCAAUACAGUUGCCAGUAGGAACAUUUUCCAGUUGGUUUGGGGUAGCUGAGGUGCAUUUCCCUUCCCCUGUCAAAGUUGGGUUUUUGGAUGUGAAUCUACUAAGGAAAGGUGAAAACCAUCGAUUCGGUUGGUGUUGUCAUCAUGUGGCCCCGCAAAGGUCACAGGCUCUAUUUGUGUAAUCAACCACUGUGAAAUGUAAGGUAAGACUGCCUAUUGGCUUUUGACCCAAGAUGCACAA
This is a messenger RNA of Gastrolobium bilobum, 2299 nucleotides long. RefSeq names its product crossover junction endonuclease MUS81. The record is from RefSeq and is a predicted model, not a curated record. Gene Ontology annotation, molecular function: DNA binding; 3'-flap endonuclease activity; crossover junction DNA endonuclease activity. Gene Ontology annotation, cellular component: nucleus; Holliday junction resolvase complex. The transcript has 15 exons. NCBI's taxonomy places the organism in Eukaryota, Viridiplantae, Streptophyta, Magnoliopsida, Fabales, Fabaceae. The coding region runs from base 104 to 2110 and encodes 668 amino acids. Gene Ontology annotation, biological process: resolution of meiotic recombination intermediates; double-strand break repair via break-induced replication; mitotic intra-S DNA damage checkpoint signaling.